AUGGGGCGAACUAGCCAGAGCUCACAUCACCCUGUCGAGAUACUCAUCCGUGAGGCUCAAGAAGAAUUCCAACGUCUCAUUGGCCGGCAAUCUAAGACACUCGAGUCUGCUAAGACUGAGUACCAGAGAAGGUACGCACAACACCCACCCCCUGGGUUUGACAAAUGGUUUUCCUACGCAAAAUCAAAGGGCUCGCUUCUGAUUGAUGAUUUCGACAUGAUUAACGAGGGGUUGAGUCGGCUUUGGAGAGUUGACACUGGACGCCUUCAUGAGAACAUCGAUCAUGCGUCUGGGUUGGAGCAUCUUGCCCUAACAAAAUGCGGCUUUCGGAACGGACAGUACUUUACCCAAGGACAUCAUUGGAUUGCCAACGACUUCGGAAACCUUCUCAAAGAAGUAUCCCAGGAUAUCCCAGAUGUUGAUUUUCUGUUAAAUCUAUUGGAUGAACCCCGAAUUAUUCCGACGCCGCAGAUAAUCGCUACUGGUGAUGCAUCAAAGCCUCGAUUUUUCAAAGCAAACCACCUUCCAAUAUGGAACCACACGAUUGGCUUUUGCGUGCAGGAUCCGCUUAGUCAGAAACCCUAUACCACCUACGACUUCAAGAUACCGUUGGUUCGAGAUUGGUAUAGAGAAAAAGAUGUCUGCUUGCAUCCGGAGUUUGCCCUUACACAUGGUUUCUUCUCAUCGCCAAUGACGGCGAUCCUCACAAACACUCACCUUCCUAUCUUAUCUCAAGCAGUUCCGACUUCUUUUGGAGACAUUGUGUACCCCAGUACUUGGUAUGCCGACAAGAUGGAUCAAGGAGAUUACGAUGAUGAGAGGGACCCUCCAUGGGACCAGAAAGCCAAGAAGCUCUAUUGGGCCGGGAGUACGACCGGCAGUUAUAGUUGGAAUGGUAGCUGGCGGCAUUCCCACCGCCAACGCUUCGUCAAAUUGGUACAGACUUUGAACAGUACUAACUACACGUACCUCCGAGAAUCCAAGCCCGGGCACUGGGUGAGCUACCAGGCAAUCGAGGAUCACAACAGCUUAUUUGAUGUCAAAUUUACUGAUGUCAUUCAAUGUGAUCUUGUGGACUGCAAAGAGCAAAAUCAGUUCUUUACAGUUGGCGAAAGAGAAGCCCAGAUCCAGCAGUUUCAUGCUCAAUUCGCGUUUGAUAUCGACGGCAACUCGUUCAGUGGGCGGUUUUAUACUUUGUUGCAGUCACGAAGUGUCGUUCUCAAGCAAUCUGUUUUCCGUGAAUGGCACGACGAGCGUCUUGUGCCGUGGGUGCAUUUCAUUCCUAUUAGCUUGUCUAUGGACGAACUGCCAGAAAUCAUGCGAUACAUGACGGCUCACGACGAUGGAAAGAAGAGGGCACGAGAGAUUGCUGAGGCUGGUCGGGAAUGGCAUGGAAAGGUUUUAAGAAAAGAAGACUUUACAAUUUAUCUAUACCGACUCAUGUUAGAAUUAGCGAGGGUCAUUGAACAUAUACGACCGGUUGAAGGCUAAGAUGACGACUGCUUGUUCUCCUGU
This is a messenger RNA of Exserohilum turcica Et28A, 1515 nucleotides long. RefSeq names its product glycosyltransferase family 90 protein. Bases 1 to 1491 code for a protein of 496 amino acids. The record is from RefSeq and is a predicted model, not a curated record. Lineage: Eukaryota; Fungi; Ascomycota; Dothideomycetes; Pleosporales; Pleosporaceae. The transcript has a single exon.